GCCGAGCAACGCUCAAAUCCGAGAGGCCAAGUCGCCGUCGGGAGUCGUGGGCUUUCGUCCGUGUAUCUUCUUCCCCGCCCCCGCUUGUUGGCCUUUUGCGCAUAUUUUGAUCGCACCGGACCGACGAGUGCCAUGAAACCGACGGAGAGGCUCUGUGGUCGCGGUCAGCCGCGGGAAAAGUAGCCGAGGCGUGGAAGGCUGCAGAGGGGUCCGAACGAGAAAACUCGGACGCGGACUUGAGUUCGAGGAGCAGAGCAGCAGGACGGUCGGUGUGGGGAGCUCGCUUUCUGCACGCCUUUGGACGAUGGAAAAGUCCCCCUCCUCACACGGAUCCUUCAUCAUGAGCCGAGAAUAGGCGCGUCGGUGGAUCGAGGAUGGUCUAGACGCACUUCGCUGUUAUGGUGUUCACAGAUCAACAGGGCUAAAUCCAGUGGGAAAGUAAUCAAUCGGCGCCCGCCGCGAGUAGAGAUACAGAGCUGGCACACAGACCGGAAAGCGUUGAAUAAACGCGCUGGGUGACACCAUGUGGACCCCGGGGACGUGGAUGUGGCGGGCGGCUCUUUGCUGCGUGCUUCUGGAAACAUUACUGCACGCCGCCAGAGGUCUCAACGUGUGUAUGAGUGGCAGUGCCACGUCCUGCGAAGAAUGUCUCCUGAUUCACCCCAGUUGCGCCUGGUGCGCGCAAGAGGAUUUUGGAAGGGGGCGCACUCUUACGUCGAGGUGCGAUUUUAGUCCAAACCUGCAGAAGAGGGGCUGCGCCGCUCAGUUCAUUGAGUACCCCACCAGCAGCAUCUCGGUCCUGCAAAACAUGAUGCUGAGUUCCAAAGGGUCCGGGGCCACCCAGUACGACGUCGUCCAGAUUAUGCCCCAGAGAAUCUCCCUCAGCUUGCGGCCAGGAGACCAGACGUGGUUUGGACUGCAGGUGCGGCAGGUGGAGGACUACCCGGUGGAUCUCUACUAUCUGAUGGACCUCUCUCUUUCCAUGAAAGAUGACCUGGACACCAUCCGUAACCUGGGCACCAAGCUGGCCCAGGAGAUGGGAAAGCUUACCAGCAACUUCAGGCUGGGCUUUGGCUCCUUUGUGGACAAAAACAUGUCCCCCUUCUCCUACACAGCCCCCAAGUAUCAAGAGAAUCCUUGCAAUGGAUACAAACUGUUCCCCAACUGUGUCCCCACCUUCGGUUUCCGCCACAUCCUCUCGCUGACGGACAAAGUGGACCGUUUCAACGAGGAGGUGCAGAAGCAGAUGGUAUCUCGCAACCGGGACGCACCGGAGGGCGGAUUUGACGCCAUCCUGCAGGCCGCUGUUUGUAAGGAGAAAAUAGGUUGGAGGAAGGAGGCCUACCACCUGCUGGUGUUCGCCACAGACGACGUACCUCACCUUGCCCUGGACGGCAGGCUGGGAGGCCUCGUCCAGCCCCACGACGGACAGUGUCACCUCAAUGACAAGAACGAGUACAGCGCCUCCACGAAGAUGGACUAUCCGUCUCUGGCUCUUCUGGGGGAGAAACUGGCAGAAAAUAACAUCUUUCUCAUCUUUGCAGUCACUAAACGGCUGUACGUUAUUUAUAAGAAUUUUACCGCACUCAUACCUGGAACCACAGUUGAAAUCCUGGAUCAGGACUCCAAGAAUGUCAUUCAGCUGAUCAUCACAGCCUACAAUAACAUCCGUUCUAAGGUGGAGUUGACGGUAUGGGACCACCCAGAGGACAUCAGCCUAUCCUUCACCGCCACCUGCCAGGAUGGAAAACCGCUGCCAGGCCUCAGGAAGUGUGCAGACUUGAAGAUAGGAGACACUGUUUCGUUCAACGUGAGUGUGGAGGCAAGGAGCUGUCCUCCCCGUGGCGGUGAGCAGAGCUUCACCAUCAAGCCGGUGGGGUUCAAGGACCGUCUGGAGGUGGCUGUGGAUUAUCGCUGCGACUGCGGCUGCAGCCGGACGGCACAAAUCAACAGCAGCAUUUGCAGCUCCAUAGGUACCUAUAACUGUGGGACUUGUCGCUGUGAGCCGGGCUACCUGGGCGCCCGCUGUGAGUGCCAGGAGGGUGAGGCCAGCAGCAUGUACCUCAGCGCCUGCCGGGAAGCCGAAGGCAAGCAGAUCUGCAGCGGGCGAGGAGAGUGCAGCUGUAACCAGUGUCUGUGCUACGAAUCGGAGUUUGGCAAGAUUUACGGCAGCUUCUGCGAGUGUGACGACUUCUCCUGUGCCCGACACAAAGGCAUCCUCUGCUCAGGUCAUGGAGAAUGUCACUGUGGGGAGUGUAAAUGCCACGCCGGCUACAUCGGCGACAACUGUAACUGCUCCACGGAGACGUCGCCCUGCGUCUCAGACGACGGACAGAUGUGCAGCGGGCGGGGCAACUGUGUGUGCGGCCGCUGUCAGUGUACUGAGCCCGGGGCCUUCGGGGAUACCUGUGAAAAAUGCCCCACCUGCCCCGACGCCUGUGGCACUAAAAGGGAGUGCAUCGAGUGCCGGCUUUUCAAUUCGGGGCGACUUGCGGACAACCAGACUUGCCAGCGCCUGUGCAAGGAUGAAAUCAUCACCGUGGAGACCCUCAAAACAGACGACCCCGGUGCCGUGCUUUGUCUGUAUAAGACGGACAACGAUUGUGUCAUGAAAUUCACGUACUCUGAGCACGCCAGCGGACAGUCCAUCCUCACAGCCCUUAAAGAGCCAGAGUGCGGCGGCGGGCCGGACGCCCUGACGGUGCUGCUGGCAGUGGUCGGCAGCAUCCUGCUGGUGGGAGUCGUGCUGCUUGCCGCGUGGAAGAUGGUCAUCACCAUCCAUGACCGCCGGGAGUUUGCGCGCUUCCAGAGCGCACGCUCACGUGCCAGAUACGAGAUGGCCUCCAACCCUCUGUACAAGCAGCCUGUCUCUACACAUUUUGUAGAAACAGAUUUCAACAUGUACGGGAAGUCCUACAACGGAGGGGUCCACUGAUCCCUCAGCGCAGGGCACGGCAGGACCGGUCCAACGAACAAGAUCCCCGGAGGACGGGGCCGAGGCGGAUGGCCGACCCAACGCGCUCAUCCCCUCUGCACGGCGCAAGACUGAUGACAGAAUCGAACUGAACUAGACUUUGU
Molecule: messenger RNA, 3078 nt
Organism: Xiphias gladius (swordfish)
Lineage: Eukaryota; Metazoa; Chordata; Actinopteri; Istiophoriformes; Xiphiidae
Gene: itgb5
Product: integrin, beta 5
Exons: 16
Coding region: 524-2935 (803 amino acids)
Biological process (GO): cell adhesion mediated by integrin; cell migration; cell-matrix adhesion
Cellular component (GO): focal adhesion; cell surface; integrin complex
Molecular function (GO): integrin binding
Source: RefSeq, a predicted model, not a curated record